This is a messenger RNA of Dipodomys ordii (Ord's kangaroo rat), 2546 nucleotides long. RefSeq names its product ankyrin repeat and death domain containing 1B (gene Ankdd1b). Gene Ontology annotation, biological process: signal transduction. The transcript is spliced from 14 exons. Bases 1 to 1584 code for a protein of 527 amino acids. Gene Ontology annotation, molecular function: protein binding. The record is from RefSeq and is a predicted model, not a curated record. Lineage: Eukaryota; Metazoa; Chordata; Mammalia; Rodentia; Heteromyidae.
AUGGACCCCGCCCUGCGCGCCCUGAAUCGCUGGACUGCAGCCAGAGGGCUGUUGCUCAGGACGGCGGCUGCGGGGACGGGGCUCCGGGACGACUUGAGGGGUGCCCGGGCUCGGAGUGGCCAAACUCAGAUGCCUAAGAAGCAGGAGCAGCCUCAGGAGAAGGAAGCAGCAGGUUCAGGACACGAAUUCCUCCUGCCUAAUGAGAGAAGCUUUCAGAAUGCUGCUAAAAGCAAUAAUUUGGACCUUAUGGAGAAGCUGUUUGAAAAAAAGGUCAACAUUAAUGCAGUGGACAUUAUGAACCGUACAGCUCUGCAUUUUGCAGUAGGGGGAAAUAAUCUCUCUGCCGUGGAUUUCUUGCUGAGCCACAAGGCCAGAGUGGAUGUUGCUGAUAAGCAUGGCUUGACUGUAAUUCACCUUGCAGCCUGGUCUGGAAGCUUUGAGAUCAUGCUCAUGCUGGUUAAAGCUGGAGCAGACCAGAGAGCCAAGAACCAGGACGGAAUGAACGCUCUUCACUUUGCAGCCCUGAACAAUAAUGUGAACAUUGUAGAAUACCUCAUCCAAGACCUGCACCUGAAGGACUUGAACCUGCCAGAUGAGAGAGGAAGAAAACCAUUUCUUCUGGCAGCUGAGAGGGGUCAUGUUGAAAUGAUAGAAAAACUUAUUUUCCUUAAUCUACAAACUUCAGAAAAGGACAAGGAGGGAAACACUGCCUUGCACCUGGCUGCAAUGCAUGGCCACAGUCCAGCUGUGCAGGUGCUGCUAACUCAGUGGCAAGAAGUAAAUGAGACCAAUGAGCUCCAUGUCAGCGUUUUACAGAUAGCAAUCCGGAAUGGCCACACAUCCCUUGUCAACUUUCUUCUUAGUGAGAACAUUGAUCUGCACCUGAGGAUGGAACCUCAGGAAUCCCCGCUUCACUUAGCAGUUAUCCACAACAACAUCACAGUUGUAAACAUCUUAUUACGUGCACAGCAUGCUACAGACAUCUUAGAUCAGAGGCAGCGGACCCCUCUGCACAUAGCUGCGGACCUCGGAAACGUGGAGGCGGUGGAGGCUCUGCUGCAGGCAGGCUGUCACCUGAAGCUCACCGACAAGCAAGGAAAGACUGCCCUGGCUGUGGCGUCCAGGAGCAAUCACAGCCUAGUGGUGGACAUGCUCAUUAAAGCCGAGAGGUACUAUGCCUGGAGAGAGGAGCAUGAGGAGAGCACUGGGGAGCCCUCAGCAGGUUUCACUCUGACAUUCAAGCAAGACCACAGCCCGGAGACGAGACACAUCCGCACACUUCUCUGGAACCUGGCUUAUCGGCAGCUGCAAGUUAAUGAGUGGCAGAGGUUGGCCCGCUUGUGGAGCUUUACAGAUGACCAGAUCAGAGCCAUUGAGGCCCAGUGGUCAGGAAACCAGAGCUUCCGUGAGCAUGGCCACAGGGCUCUGCUCAUCUGGCUGCACGGGGCUCUGAUGACACAGCCCCACCCUGCCAAACAUCUGUAUGAAGAGCUGGUGCGUGCAGGUUUUCCUGAACUAGCUGAAAAGAUUCGCCAAUUCAAAAGCUCAUCUGACUCCAGCUCCAAGAAAUGUGUAGUUUCUUAAAUGCCUACAGGAACUUCUUAGUACACUUAGCAUCCGGUUCUUUUAAAUUCAGUCCUGUCUGUGCCAUGAGUUUCAUUCGGCAGUGUUGAUUUUCCCCCCAGUGAUGAAGAUAGUACUGACAGGUUCCUGGAGCUGACGACAAAGAGGCUGGACUUUUUAGAUUUCCCAACCACUGGAAAGUCAUGUUUUCUUUUUGGUUUUUGUUCAAGGCAAGUUGCAUGUGAUGCUCAUUUCUGUCAAUGGGGCAGUCCAUGAACAAGAUAAUCUAGGAGGGCUUUGUCCAUGUUUAGAAACAAAGCAGCAUGCAUGGUGACAUGGGGAAAACCAAGUGCUGGAAGAGAUAGAUGUGGUUUUGAAAUUGGGGUUCCCACUUGGGACCUAUGAGGCCUGGGAAUCAAUAUUAUUUCAGUUCUCAGAUUGAAUUUCCAUCUGUAUAAAUGGGGGAAAUGUCUCUUCUAAGAGGUCAGAGUGAGGAUGAAGAAAGAACAUCCGUGAUGGCUGGAGCCCGUGGCCUGGAAAUCAAUUUUUAAUUCUCUUUGGUAACAGAAAUUCUGUUUGAAAAUAGUCACUGGUAACCUUGAAUCACAGAGAAGUAUGGUAUUACCUAGGAAAUUCUAGAAAUACACCAAUGUAUUUUUAAGCUCUUGGUUGAUUAAUUACAGGUGACUUUAAUUUUCUUGCUACUUUUUGGUAUGAUCGAAGUGUUUUCAUUAGGAGUAUUCAUUAUUGCAAUCUGAAAAGGUUACAAAAUGAAUGUGAAAUCAAUAUUAAUUCUCAUCAGUUUAUGUCUCCCUAUUUGCUAUAAUUUAAGUGGCCUCACCUGGUUUGCUUUGCUCAUGUAUAACACUUUUGUUAGGUUUAAUUCCACACACCUUAUGUGGUUUGAGCCUUAUAUAAGCUUUGUGCUAGCUGCAUUCCAGGCUGCUGGUCUUUGAGAGAGGAAUCCACCAACAGUCCUCCAG